Harmonia axyridis is the source of this 2791-nucleotide messenger RNA. Its product is annotated as zinc finger protein 142-like. Gene Ontology annotation, molecular function: RNA polymerase II transcription regulatory region sequence-specific DNA binding; DNA-binding transcription factor activity, RNA polymerase II-specific. The coding region runs from base 239 to 1960 and encodes 573 amino acids. NCBI's taxonomy places the organism in Eukaryota, Metazoa, Arthropoda, Insecta, Coleoptera, Coccinellidae. The transcript has 3 exons. Gene Ontology annotation, biological process: regulation of transcription by RNA polymerase II. Gene Ontology annotation, cellular component: nucleus. The record is from RefSeq and is a predicted model, not a curated record.
AACAAAGAUUACUUAGUCUAUGGUAUUAUGACCUCUCUAUUCUGUGCCUUAACCUCAAUUUAUGAAUGAAUAACGAAGUGUGGCGAAACAAUUGUUGCUAACAAUUAAAUAAUAUAGUGGAAAUCAAUUCAUUUUAUUUUAUUUUAUGAAUAACGAAGUGUUGUCUACUAAUCUAAAGGUAGAGAUAAAAUUAUGACUAAUUGAGGUCUAUGAAAUUUAGGAAAUUUUUAUGUAAGAAAUGGAAACAGACUCAAAAAUGUUCAAAGAUUUAUAUGGAAAAGAUGAGAAUAAUCAGGAAACAGAAAAGAUUGCAAAGGGAGAAGAUGAGAUUAAGGAUUACGAGGAGGAAAAAUCAUCAUUUGACUUUGAUGUUCAGUUUACAACUGAUGGAGAUAUCGAAGAUAUAAAGACAGAAAGCAUAGAUAUCGUUGAUCAGUAUAUUGAUGAAAAUACUGUGUAUUUGAAUAACAGAGAUCUUAAAUGCAACUUAUGUGAAUAUACAGCCAAAAAGGAAUCUAUACUCGAAAAGCAUAUAGAUUCUGUCCCUUUGAAAAAAGAAGAAUUUCAAUGUCCAUUAUGUGAGUUUACUUCAGCUAGAAAUGAAAACCUUGAAGUUCAUAUAAAUUCUCUCCAUUUGAAUAACAAAGAUCAUGAAUGCCACUUAUGUGAAUAUGCUGCCAACGAUAAAUAUCAACUCAAAAAGCAUAUAGAUUCUGUCCAUUUGAAAAAAAAAGAAUUUCAAUGUACAUUAUGUACGUUUACUUCAGCUGGAAAUGGAAACCUUAAAGUUCAUAUAAAUUCUGUCCAUUUGAAUAACAAAGAUCAUAAAUGCAACUUAUGUGAAUAUGCAGCCAACACCAAAAAUAUACUCAAAAAGCAUGUAGAUUCUGUCCAUUUGAAAAAAAAAGAAUUUCGAUGUACAAUAUGUACGUUUACUUCAGCUAGAAAUGAAAAUCUUAAAGUUCAUAUAAAUUCUGUCCAUUUGAAUAACAGAGAUCAUAAAUGCAACUCAUGUGAAUAUGCAGCCAACACCAAAAAUAUACUCAAAAAGCAUGUAGAUUCUGUCCAUUUGAAUGAAAAAGAUCAUAAAUGCCACUUAUGUGAAUAUGCAGCCAACACUAAAUAUAGACUCAAAGAGCAUAUAGAUUCUGUCCAUUUGAAUAAAAAAGAUCAUAAAUGCCACUUAUGUGUAUAUACAGCCUACACCAAAAAUUUACUCAAAAAGCAUGUAGAUUCUGUCCAUUUGAAUGAAAAAGAUCAUAAAUGCCACUUAUGUGAAUAUGCAACCAACGAUAAAUAUAAACUCAAAAGGCAUAUAGAUUCUGUCCAUUUGAAAAAAAAAGAAUUUCAAUGUACAUUAUGUAUGUUUACUUCAGCUGAAAAUAGAAACCUUAAAGUUCAUAUAAAUUCUGUCCAUUUGAAUAACAAAGAUCAUAAAUGUCACUUGUGUGAAUAUGCAACCAACUAUAAAUCUCAACUCAAACAGCAUGUAGAUUCUGUCCAUUUGAAUGAAAAAGAUCAUAAAUGCCACUUAUGUGAAUAUGCAGCCAACACUAAAUAUAGACUCAAAGAGCAUAUAGAUUCUGUCCAUUUGAAUAAAAAAGAUCAUAAAUGCCACUUAUGUGUAUAUGCAGCCUACACCAAAAAUUUACUCAAAAAGCAUGUAGAUUCUGUCCAUUUGAAUGAAAAAGAUCAUAAAUGCCACUUAUGUGAAUAUGCAACCAACGAUAAAUAUAAACUCAAAAGGCAUAUAGAUUCUGUCCAUUUGAAAAAAAAAGAAUUUCAAUGUACAUUAUGUAUGUUUACUUCAGCUGAAAAUGGAAACCUUAAAGUUCAUAUAAAUUCUGUCCAUUUGAAUAACAAAGAUCAUAAAUGUCACUUGUGUGAAUAUGCAACCAACUAUAAAUCUCAACUCAAACAGCAUGUAGAUUCUUUCCAUUUGAAUAAAAAAAAAAAAUAAAUGUCACUUAUGUGAAUAUGCAGCCAGCACUAAAUAUAUACUCAAAAAGCAUGUAGAUUCUGUCCAUUUGAAUGAAAAAGAACAUAAAUGCCACUUAUGUGAAUAUGCAGCCAACACUUAAUAUAGACACGAAACGCAUAUUGAUUCUGUUCAUUUGAAUAAAAAAGAACAUAAAUGUCACUUAUGUGAAUAUGCCAACGAUAAAUAUCAACUCAAAAAGCAUAUAGAUUCUGUCCAUUUGAAAAAAAAAGAAUUUCAAUGUACAUUAUGUACGUUUACUUCAGCUAGAAAUGAUAACCUCAAAGUUCAUAUAAAUUCUGUCCAUUUGAAUAACAAAGAUCAUAAAUGCCACUUAUGAGAAUAUGCAGCCAACACUAAAUAUAUACUCAAAAAGCAUAUAAAUUAUAUCCAUUUGAAUAAAAAAGAACAUAAAUGUCACUUAUGUGAAUAUGCAGCCAACGAUAAAUAUCAACUCAAAAAGCAUAUAGAUUCUGUCCAUUUGAUUAAAAAAGAAUUUCAAUAUCCAUUAUGAAUUCACUACAGCUAGAAAUGAUAACCUUAAAGUUCAUAUAAAUUCUGUCCAUUUGAAUAACAAAGAUCAUAAAUGCCCACAUGUGAAUAUGCAGCCAACUAUAAAUCUCAACUCAAAAAGCAUGUAGAUUCUUUCCAUUUGAAUAAAAAAAGAAAAGUAAAUGUCACUUAUGUGAUUAUGCAGCCAACAAGAAAGUUUACCUCAAAAAGCCUAUGGAUUGUGUCAUUUGAACAAAAAGAAUUCACAUGUCAUUUAUGCGAGUUUGUUACAGCUGGUGAAGGAAGGCAUGUAUAUUGUAU